Molecule: messenger RNA, 3621 nt
Organism: Ylistrum balloti
Lineage: Eukaryota; Metazoa; Mollusca; Bivalvia; Pectinida; Pectinidae
Product: CB1 cannabinoid receptor-interacting protein 1-like
Exons: 3
Coding region: 240-728 (162 amino acids)
Biological process (GO): negative regulation of signaling receptor activity
Cellular component (GO): plasma membrane
Molecular function (GO): type 1 cannabinoid receptor binding
Source: RefSeq, a predicted model, not a curated record
CUAAUUAGAAUUAGUUUACAACAGAGAGGUCAUGUGAGGUCAAGACGUCGACAUUUCCAAGGCGAUAUUUUCUGAUUAUGUGCUCCUUCACUAGGCAUCCAUGUUAGCAUUGGAUAUGAGCAUACGACAUUUGAUAACGCAGCUAAACUGAAUACGUCUAGCAGACGACAAGGGGGCGUUCUGCUGAAAGAAGAGUUCUUUUUUUAUAACAUGUGAGUUUAUUUUAAAACAUUGAACAAAUGGCGAAAAAUUAUAAGAUUUCCAUGUCACUGAGGAAGCAGGAAAAUGACGAACCGGUUUAUCAUAAACAGGACGGAGAGAGAUUUUCUAAAUCUCAGACAGUCAAAUUGAAUGUAAACACUGAAUAUUGGAUUAAGUUAACAAUCAGACCAUCAAUGAUACUACGGGGUGUAGUGGUGCAUGGUGAAAGGACUGAGUUUGUACCUGACACACCUACAAAGUCAUUUGAAGAAGAUGCGAUGUACUACAAAGCGAAGUUUAGUACUGUGAACUUUGACACUCACAACCGAGGCAAGAGGAAAGACCUCCCGUUUUUGUUCGAGUUUGACCAUGGCGUCACCAUGAAAACCAAUGUCCAAAUCAAGCUUUACAAGACUGGCGAAACAGAACAUUCAUCGUGGGGUCAAGCCCUCACUGUUAUUGACUAUGACUGUAAAGUAUCGGAUGGAGGAACAUAUGUUGAUAUCGUAAAAGAAAAAUAUCUUUAACCUCAUUGAAUUGAAUUCAGCCCCGAUACGAUCCUUGCCCAUAGAAUUUCGAGCAAUUGCCCUGUAACUUACGACUUAAGGGCGGUCUGCAAUGAGUGUGAUGAUACGAGAGAUAAUUCUUCUCCUGUCCCCUAAAAUGGUGCACAAUAAGUACAGGUUCAUUGGUGAAGAUAACUUCCUCGAUGGCUGACAACACAAUCAUGAAACUCAUUGGAACAAUUAAGGAUCGCAAACACAAAUGCAACAGAAAAGGGCUAAUGUAAUAGAAGGAAAUACGUACACGAGAUCAGGAGAUUAAAAUAACGUACAGACAGAUGGACAUAAUUCAAAUGACGUGAAAAGUGUUGUUAUCAUGUUUCUUAAGGAAACAUUGCAGUAAAUGUUAUACAUUGCUACGACACAUGAUAAUGGAAAGAAAAUGUAGGCGAUCUAAUGAACCGUUUAGAAAGCCUUUUAACUAUUAAACAUAAAAAAAUCAAUAACACACUCUCAUAUUUCGAACACCAGGAACAUGGUGUUUCUUUUCUUCUUCCGAUAUAUAAUUUUGUAACUGAGACUACAUGGUGAUUGCAUGGGUGUCGUUGAAAAAUAGAGUUGCUAAAUGGAUAACUUACAAGGAAAAUAUCAUCUGGAAACGAUUUUCUUUCUGUCUUACAAGGGCGACGAUAUGACAGCUAAACAUGGAAUAUGGAGGUUACAGAUAUUGGUAUUAACUGAAAAACAAAACGACUCUAAAUUGGUUACGUGGUGAGCUAUGUUGGCGUUUGAUAUCAUAUAUGACAAUGGUGUAUAGACGAGAAAUUUGUGUAUGUUGCGAUAGACACUGUGAUAAACAGCUGCCUGUAUAUGUAUACGAGAUAAGAUAAUUUGCCAAAAAAGGUGUAUUUUAUUAAGCUUAACUAACGAAGCUAGCGAAGCGAACAUUUUUAUUUCAUUUUUCUGUUGUUGAUAUUAUUUAGAUAGUGCUGUAUGUGUGGUAUAAAAUAUAUCCAUUCCAGCAUUCAUGAAACUAGAUUAUCAGAAGAUUAAAAGGUAUUCAUUCAUAAUAUCAUAAAGUAUGGUUUGUCUACAUUACUGUUGAGUUAAUUGAUCACCAAAGCAAGACAGCUAGAGCACUAAAGUUGUGAUCCCAGUUAUAUUAUACAUUGUAAGUAAUUGAAUAGACAUUUGUGUUCGGGUUUACGUGAAGAAUAUUAUAUAAACAUUAUUCUUAUCGAUUGUUUGAUUACUUAUGUUUGGCAUGUUGCUAAUUGUCCUUGAUGUGGCACCGACUUUGGUAAAAUAUGAAUUAUUGGGAUGUCUAGAUAUUGCCUAUAUCGAUUAUUAAAAUAAUUUUGUUUUAUGAAGGUAUAUCAUGCAAGCUGUGACGUUAAUGAUUCAAAGUGUACUAUAAUCUUAGGUAGGUUUUCUAAUAUGAUGUAAGGUAUAAUGUAAUAUUUAGAUACACAGAUUUGGUGUUGGACUAAGUGUUUGAUAUAAAUAGAUUUAUCAUAUUUAUAUUAAUUCAAUAAUUGGUAUUUUGCAGUGAUCGCCGUUUAACCAAAAAUGUAUAGAACAAAAUACCUGACGUAAUCAUGUAACAAAUCGAAUUUCCGAAUACAAAGAAGGUGGAGAAUUAGCAGCUUUUCACUAUUUGUUAUUUAUUUUCUGCUGAACCGAGUUUAACGUCUUUUUGUAUAAUUCUAUUUUUUACCAAUUUAUACAAUUCUUUUCAUCGCCUGCAAUAUUGUCACUUAUUUAUUCUUUCCGAUCCAUAUGUAUUUUCAUAUUCUCUUUUAGGGAAAUGUUCUUAUUAAUUCAUGAAAUGUCGAUUUCAUUUACACUGUCAACGUUAGCAGUUAAUAUGGCAUUGUUUUGAAUGGUUAAGCUGCAUAAUUAAAGAGGUCACGAAAAUAAUACGAGAAAAGAAAUAAAUUUCAACUGAUCAAUUCUUCACAUUGUUUAUUUCUGACACGUCCUACUAUAUUCAUAUUACAGUUGUCUUAAAAUCCAAAACUAUUAUUCUAUACAAUUACGACCAAGAAACGUCUGAUUUUAAAUGCUUUUUAUAUCAUACAAACAUGGAAAGUUUGAAAAUACGUCAAGGGAGGUAACUCAAAUUGAGUUUGUAAGUAGCUCUACUUUACAACCAACUGACUGUUUUUUUUCUGUAAUUAUAACUUGUAGAGUGAUAUUCCGUAUCAUGAAAGUGGAUUUGUAUGUACAAUGUGUUCAUAUGUAAGGAUACGUAUUUGAUUGAGGCCCAGGUACUCCAUAUCACUGUUAAUUAUGACCUCAUUCCAUUACAUCUAGUAAUGUAUAUGAUUAGUAUAUUCACGUUAGGAUAUAGCCAUAACUUACGUCUUUGCACACCAAACUAAUUUGAAAGUUCGGCAGUAACGAACGCAUCUACUGAUAAAAGUUGUCAGACAAAUGUUAUUGAAGGUAAGCCAGAAACAGGUAAUUUAUUGAGUAAGUUCUUUAUUUUUUGUUUUUUGUUAUCUCUCUCCUCCUUCAAUUUGUUUUACUGAAUACAUUUAAGUAUACCAAUAAAACGAAUGCAUUUGAACACACAGAUCUGUUGUACUGGAACGGGUCUCGAUGGUCAAUGGUUAAUCUGUUGCAACUCAGUAUGAAAACCACCCCGUUAUUAAGACCGCUUUCAAUAAGCGGUUUACACUACUAUGAUGUUUGAUGUAUUGUAAUAUCAUACAUGUACUAAAAAGUAUAAAACCAUUACCCAAAUAUGUUGACCGAGCUAGAGCUAAACAGUAUGUGAUCAUGAGAUGUCAUUUUCAAGAGUGGAUUUGAUUUUGGUUUGUGAGAAAGCGCAAUAGUAUAACCACCAUUAUCAUUUUGAAAAUGUAUUUACAUAUAAGCUUUUUACCAAAAAUGGGAAUAAAUGUGCAAUAUA